Neomonachus schauinslandi (Hawaiian monk seal) is the source of this 909-nucleotide messenger RNA. It is a transcript of the gene APOL6, whose product is annotated as apolipoprotein L6. Gene Ontology annotation, cellular component: membrane; extracellular region. Gene Ontology annotation, molecular function: lipid binding. The record is from RefSeq and is a predicted model, not a curated record. The transcript has 3 exons. Gene Ontology annotation, biological process: lipid transport; lipoprotein metabolic process. NCBI's taxonomy places the organism in Eukaryota, Metazoa, Chordata, Mammalia, Carnivora, Phocidae. The coding region runs from base 1 to 909 and encodes 302 amino acids.
AUGGCCGGGGACCAGGGUGACAGUCUUCUGUGUGAGGAUGUGCAGCAACAAGAUGAGGAUCUGUCACCUGAAGAAAUAAUAUUUUUGAAAGAGUUUCCCAUCAUCAAGGAAGAGCUAGAAGUGGACAUCAAGAAGCUCCAUGCCCUUGCAGAUGACAUCAACACAACCCACAGAACAUUCACCAAGACCAACAUGUUGGCCACCUCCAUCACUGUGGUCUCAGACACCAUGGGCAUCCUGGGUCUGGUCCUCGCUCCAUCAACAGUAGGAGGAAGUCUGGUGCUCUCUGCUGUUGGUAAAGUUUUGGGGACAGCAGCCGGGUUCACCAGCAUCUUCACCGAUGUUAUGGAACACUUUCAAAAUCAAAAAGCCCAAACUCAAGCCAGCACCCUAGUGUCUACCCAUAACCAUGAGGUCGAGGAGCCUCAGGGAAAGACGGUCUUCUCUAUCAUGAGUGUCGGAAAGAAGGCCUAUGAUUGUGGAAGUAACAUCAGGGAUGUUAAGAGGAACAUCCAUGCCUUUCAGAUAGCCAGAGCCCACCCGCGUCUGGCCACUGCUGCCAAGCGUCUCCUGACCACUGGCCAAGUCUCGGCCCGAAGGAGCAUGCAGUUGCAAAGGGCCUUUAAGGGCACAGCAGUGCUGAUAAAGAAAAAUGCUCGCAUGCUGUGUAGUGCUAUGGCCGGCUUCUCCCUUUGCCAGGACGUGGUCACCCUCCUGACCGACUGGAAGCAACUGAAGGAAGGAGAAGGAAGCAAGAUGGCAGAAGAGCUGAGGGCCCACGCUCGGGAGCUAGAAAGGAAGCUGACAGAACUCACCCAGCUCUAUGAGAGCCUGCAGCAGCAGAAACUCUUCCAAGAGAAAAGGCCCAGGAGCUCAUCUUCGGGCGGAGCCACGGGGUCUCUGGCUUGA